This is a messenger RNA of Penicillium verhagenii, 1305 nucleotides long. Its product is annotated as ribosome biogenesis protein NOP53. The record is from RefSeq and is a predicted model, not a curated record. Gene Ontology annotation, molecular function: 5S rRNA binding. Bases 1 to 1305 code for a protein of 434 amino acids. The transcript is spliced from 3 exons. Gene Ontology annotation, biological process: rRNA processing; ribosomal large subunit assembly. NCBI's taxonomy places the organism in Eukaryota, Fungi, Ascomycota, Eurotiomycetes, Eurotiales, Aspergillaceae. Gene Ontology annotation, cellular component: nucleolus.
AUGUCGAAAUCAGUGGAUGCCCCUAACCAGUACAAGCAGCCCUCGCGUAAGGGCAAGAAGGCUUGGCGCAAGAAUGUCGACGUUACUGAAGUGUCAGAAGGUCUGCGCCAGUUGAAAGAAGAAGAAAUCAAAGGUGGUCUGAUCUCGGAGAAGACAUCUGACGAAUUGUUCACUCUCGACACCGCUGGAAACGAACACGUUCGCAGACAAACCGUCAAGAAGCACAAGCCGCUCAAGGCAGAUGAGAUUAUCGCCCAGCGGUCUCUUAUUCCCGCCCUGGACGGUCGCAAGCGUAUAAACUCUAACAUCACCGAUGGAGUUAUUGAGCCGAAAACCAAGAAGCACAAGAAGGAUUGGGUCAGCAACAAGGAACUGUUGCGCUUGAAGCAAGUGGCCAGAGAUGGAACCUCUUCCAAGAUUCUCGGAAGUGAAAUCUAUGAUCCCUGGGCAGAGGAUGCCGAGGCAACUGAAUCGCCCGUUGUGGACGAUCCCCGGUUUGAUUUCUUGUUGAAGCCAAAGUCUAAGGUCGCACCGGAGACCAUUAGACAUGCGCCAAUUUCCCUUGCCGCCAAUGGAAAGCCCAUCCCAUCAGUUCGCAAGCCACAGGGAGGAAUCAGUUACAACCCCGUCUUUGAUGAGUGGGACCGUCUACUAGAGGAGCAAGGUGCGGCUGCUGUUGAGGCAGAGAAGCUGCGCCUUGAGGAGGAAAAGAAAGAAGAGGCCAAGAGACUCCUGCAGGAGGCGGCGCAAGGUGACGACGGCGAGGUGAAGUCUGAUGAUGAAAGUGCCUGGGAGGGCUUUGAGAGUGAAUAUGAGAAGCCCGAGUGGCUCAACAAGAAACGACCUGAGCGAAAGACCAAGACCCAGCGCAACAAGAUCAAGCGACGAAAGGAGGCUGAGCGCCUGGCCAAGUGGGAGGCCAAGAAGGCUGCGACAGAGGCACAGGCUGCGCAAGUGGAGCAGCUUACCGAAGAGGCCAAGCAGCGUGCGCUCGACAAGGCCAAUGAAUCCGAUGCCGAUGAUUCUGACUCUGAAGAGGGUGACGAUACUAAACUUCGACGUAGAGCGUUCGGAGGAAAGCUUGCACCCCCAGAGAAGCGAUUGGAGCUUGUUCUUCCUGAUGAACUUCAGGACUCCCUCCGACUGCUGAAGCCUGAAGGAAACUUGCUGGAUGAUCGUUUCCGAACACUGAUUGUGCAAGGAAAGCUCGAGUCCCGCAAGCCGGUGACACAGGCUCGCAAGGCCAAGAGAAAGAUCACCGAGAAGUGGAUGUCUAAAGAUUUCAAGGUUCCUGGCCUCGAGUAA